CUCAUACUAGAAGUUGAUGUCAAGUAUAUCAAAGACAUACUCAACAAUUCUGACCUUCUGCCAAAUGUGACUCUUGUUAUGCUGAAGUGGGGUGUACCAAUGGUAACAACUCUCAAUGGAUGGACAUGGGGCAUUAUGCUCUUUAACUUCAAAUUGAAACAUGUUCCAGCUGAGAGGCAUUGUGGACCAGAUGCACUAUCUAGGAGG
Molecule: messenger RNA, 207 nt
Organism: Dichomitus squalens LYAD-421 SS1
Lineage: Eukaryota; Fungi; Basidiomycota; Agaricomycetes; Polyporales; Polyporaceae
Exons: 2
Source: RefSeq, a predicted model, not a curated record